This is a messenger RNA of Salmo salar (Atlantic salmon), 615 nucleotides long. NCBI's taxonomy places the organism in Eukaryota, Metazoa, Chordata, Actinopteri, Salmoniformes, Salmonidae. The record is from RefSeq and is a predicted model, not a curated record.
UCUACUCCCCCUCUCUCUCCUUCUACCCCCCCUCUCUCUCCUUCUACCCCACCUCUCUCUCCUUCUACCCCCUCUCCUUACCCACCUCUCUCUUCUUCUAUUCCCCCUCUCUCUCUUCUUCUACCCCCCUCUCUCUCCUUCUACCCCCUCUCUCCUUCUACCCCCUCCUUCUCUCCUUCUACCCCCUCUCUCUCCUUCUACUCCCCCUCUCUCUUUCCUACUACCCCCUCUCUUUCCUUCUACCCCCCCUCUCUCCUUCUACCCCCUCUCUCUCCUUCUACCCCCUCCUUCUCUCCUUCUACCCCCUCUCUCUCCUACUCCCCCUCUCUCUUUCCUACUACCCCCGCCCUCUCUCCUUCUACCCCCCUCUCUCCUUCUACCCCCUCCUUCUCUCCUUCUACACCCUCUCUCUCCUUCUACCCCACCUCUCUCUCCUUCUACCCACCUCUCUCUCUCUCUCCUUCCAUCCCCCUCUCUCCUUCUAUCCCCCUCUCUCCUUCUACCCCCCUCUCUCCUUCUACCCCCUCCUUCUCUCCUUCUACCCCCACUCUCUCCUUCUACCCCAUCUCUCUCCUUCUACCCCCCUCCUUCUCUCCUUCUACCCCCUCCUUCUCU